UCGCAUGAAAUCUAUGAGGCCUUUAUUGGAGAUUUGAACGCCGCCACGACGUACGAAUUAGGUUUGAGCGGAACGACUGAUGCCAUCCUUGACUUGGGAGAGCUCGGCCAGAUCGAGAUCCAGGGGAUCAACCUUGACGUCAAGACUCCGCUUGAUGGUCUUCAAGGACUGAAAGUCAUCGAGUUCCUUAACCCACUCGGUAUGGGUUCAGGCGAGCAUAACGGCAUCCCAACCAUCGAUAUGACCGUACUCGUCAACAUCCAUAAUCCCAGUAAGCUCACACUCAACAUCGGAAACCUCGUGUUGAAUGGCGGUGUAAAUUACACGGAGGAAGGAUAUCUCGGUACCACAUCAAUCAAUAACUUGCAGCUGGUACCAGGGGACAAUCGAUAUGUUUCUCUGGCGUCGCUCAGCGUUCUUUCACCCAAUAUGGAGGAUUUCCUCAUGUCGGUCCUCAUGAGCGGCAAUGUUUCCACGCUGUAUCUGCAAGGAUUUUCUGAUUCGUCGAGCAACCCUGCUCUUUCAGCUGGAUUAAAGGAUCUUCGAAGCGAGAUUGGUAUUCCGCCAAACUUCAAAGUUCCAAAUGCUGGUUAUCCAUACCUCAACAACACAGUCAAGAUCAAGGUCCUGCCAACGACGGUGGACGACGGCUUGGUCGAGAUGUCGAUGGACUUCCGCAGUAUGUACUAUGGAGCCACGGUUCACUUUGAUGACGCCGUUGUUGACCGGGAUCGAUUCGAAGCUCCUUUCAGCAACGUCGCCCUUGCUGCCACCACCGGAGCUCCAGUACCAGUGUUUGCUUUCAUGAGCAACUUUCAGUUUUCCGUAGGCGGAAAUGACAUCAAGACCGUCACUUUCAAGGUCAAUUUUACCGAUGCGAUUGAACCUAGCAACCCUCUGAGUCGCGAUAAGUUAGUGGGGAUGGUAGAACGCUCUAAGUCGGGAUAUGUGAACAGUUCCAUCGACUUGUACCCGACUAUCCACUUCAAUAACGACCCGACACAAAUGAAUGUCGAUUGGACCUCGGGUACAUAUUUCCCUGAGACCGGCGGAAUCAUCCCUAUUCAGACUGGCCCAGACUUUGCCUUGCUUCUCAACUGGUGGGACAAGAACCAUCCAGAAGCGGCCGCGAUUUUGGACCCAGUUUCAUCCGUCACCACGACGGUAGCUGCCACCUCGCCGGCGACCGUCUCUCCGCUGCCUGUUGCGACGACCACAGCAUCAAACCCCACCCAAACGACGGCUGCACCCAGUUUUACGCCCUCGCCAAGCACAGCUCCCAUAACGCCAUAA
This is a messenger RNA of Gamsiella multidivaricata, 1293 nucleotides long. RefSeq lists its product as uncharacterized. The transcript has a single exon. Lineage: Eukaryota; Fungi; Mortierellomycota; Mortierellomycetes; Mortierellales; Mortierellaceae. The annotation marks the transcript as partial. The record is from RefSeq and is a predicted model, not a curated record.